This is a messenger RNA of Meriones unguiculatus (Mongolian gerbil), 3609 nucleotides long. It is a transcript of the gene Rhbdd1, whose product is annotated as rhomboid domain containing 1. Gene Ontology annotation, cellular component: membrane. The transcript has 7 exons. NCBI's taxonomy places the organism in Eukaryota, Metazoa, Chordata, Mammalia, Rodentia, Muridae. The record is from RefSeq and is a predicted model, not a curated record. Gene Ontology annotation, molecular function: serine-type endopeptidase activity. The coding region runs from base 188 to 1138 and encodes 316 amino acids.
CGGGGCCUCCGGAAGUGAGGACUCCGGAAUUGGUUUCCGAGCAGGAAGUUGAGCCUCCGGAUUCGGCGUCCGGGCGGGAUGACACACGUGUGCGGGGAUACGUGAGGACGCACGCAGGUCUUAGCGAGAGUGCAGCUCUCAGCGUUCCUUGACCACAGUUCCCCAGCUGGGCUCCUGAUAGCCAGUCAUGCAGCGGAGGUCAAGAGGGGUCAAUGUGGGGCUCCUGAUGCUCCUUUCUCAAGUGUUCCAUGUUGGGAUCAACAAUAUUCCACCUGUUACUCUGGCAACCUUGGCUGUCAACGUCUGGUUCUUUCUGAAUCCUUUGAAGUCCCUGUACCAUUCCUGCCUCAGUGUGGAAAAGUGUUACCACCAAAAAGACUGGCAGCGUUUACUGCUCUCGCCCGUGCACCAUGCAGAUGACUGGCAUUUGUAUUUCAACAUGGUGUCCAUGCUCUGGAAAGGAAUAAAGCUGGAGAGAAGACUGGGAAGUAGAUGGUUUGCCUACGUCGUCACUACAUUCUCCCUACUCACGGGGGUGGUGUAUUUACUCCUCCAGUUCGCCGUUGCUGAACUCAUGAAUCAGCCUGACUUCAGAAGGAACUGUGCCGUCGGUUUCUCAGGAGUUUUGUUUGCCUUGAAAGUUCUUAACAACCAUUACUGCCCCGGAGGCUUUGUCAACAUCUUGGGCUUUCCUGUCCCCAACAGAUUUGCUUGUUGGGCAGAGCUGGUGGCCAUUCACUUCUGCACUCCAGGGGCUUCCUUUGCUGGGCAUCUGGCCGGCAUUCUCGUUGGACUGAUGUACACACGGGGGCCUCUGAAGAAAGCCAUGGAAACGUGUGCAGGCAUCUUUUCCUCCAGUGUUGAGUAUCCAAGACAGCAGUACCACUUUAACGGUGCAGGCCCCUCUGGAUAUCAGAAUCACUACGGAGGUGGCAGAGCAGGGGUCUAUGGAGAAGGUCAUAGGAACUAUGAUGUCUACACAGCAGGACUAAGCGAGGAGGAGCAGCUGGAGAGAGCAUUGAGAGACAGCCUCCGGGACCAAGGAAAUACCAGACAUGGUCCAGCACCGUAUGGGUUCCGUCUCACGCCAGAAGAAGAAAUGAGGAGACAGCGUCUUCACAGAUUUGAUGGCCACUGAUGUGGCGCCAUGCCUGGGAAGCCACGGUCCAGCUGUGUGACCAUAGCCCGUUCAGUUUACUCCCCAUGCCCCUGAUUGGUUUUAAACAAAAGCAGAGCACACCAUUGUUGGUGCAGAUAACUCAUGUCUGCCAUGAAAAGUCACUCCACGGCCCCCAUGUGUUCAGACUCACAAGCCCAGUUGACAUGUCUGGAAACCAGGCUUGACCCAGGAAGGGCACAACUUUCCCCAGGUGGCCUGUCUGUGAUCUCACCUGUUCAGUUGGGACCAAUUUCCACUUUUCUCUGCUUUCCUCCAGACUCAGUGGUACAUCCACAUUGGGGUUGAAGACUAUGUGACCUUGAUAAAAAGUUGUUUGUUUGUUUUUUUAUCAUUUUUAUUUUAUUUUACCAGGCGAAAGCAUUCACCGUCACUCUGUCUGGUAUCCUAUGCCAGGUGCUUGGCUUGGCAGGAGGGGCAGCGUCACCCCCGGUCCUGCUGACAUAUUUCCAUGAUGGUGUGGAAAGAGGAUGUUUCCAGGAUGUUCUGUUCUCUUUCAUUCAGGCCCCUCAGGGUGCUCAGGCCGCUGGGUCUGCUCGGUGAUCACAACUCCAGCUGUGUUCUGCAUGCAGCAUGCCUGACUGGAGGGGAAUAAGAAAGAUCUAAAGUGGGGGGAGAACCUGCUUAUUCAUCAGAUUUCACGUGGCACCAGCAAUUUAGGUUCACAGCCAGCACCCCAGGCGCGGGAGACGAGGCCUGUUUAACUGUUCCUGCAGAGCAUUGGCAGGUGCCACACGGACAGCGAAGGGAGGUUGUUCCAUGGAUUUCUCGCUGGGAAUCCCUCUUGCAGGAAGUAUUUUUUAUCCUCACAAAAGUGCCUUUCCAUUGGCCACUGUGCCUGCUAUUUGUCAUAAACAAAUGUCCAAAAAAUGCCCCAGGGAACUGCAGUGUUUAAUGCACAGAUUGUCAGCGUCACUGAAGGCAUUUCCCUUGGUUGUGUUCUGAGAAUAAAAGGACAGAGACAGAAUAUCCUGCUGCCUUACUGUCAUGGAGCGUUUAGUUCAAAGGGAGUUUGGAGCAACAACUAGCGUUCCUCCUUUACUCACCAUUCUGUGUGGUGUCUGAUUAUAAAAGCUGUAGACAGGCUUUCUUACGCAAAAUGCAAACAUCUGGAAAAGAAUACUAACUGUUAAUGCAGAUUAGCCUUGUUGGGGGAGCAUGUGGAACCUGACUUUCUUUGUUUACAGUUUUAUAUUUUUUUAAAGUAUGUAUGUGAGUGUGUGUUGCCUUCAGAAGAUGAAUUAAUAUACUAAAUCAAGAAACAUGUAACCAGCAAAACAAACUUCAAGCUAGGUUCUCUAUGUUCAUUAUGAAAAUUUACAAGUCAGACGUGGUGUCGUACACCUUUGAUCCCAGCACUCAGAAUCCAGGGGUAGGGGGAUCUCUGAGUUCAGAGCCAACCUGAUCUACAUGUGGAGUUCUAAGCCAGCCAGAAUAUACACACACACCACACCAUACACACACACCUAUACACCAACGAAAGAGGGAGGAAAGGAAGGCGGGAGGAGAUGAAGGAAAGAAGGUAUGAAAUUCACAGUAUAUAAAUAAAACUACAAACCAGUGUUCAGCGCUAAAAUGAGCUGGUGCCCAGGGUUGACAUUUUGAGUCUAUUAACGUCCUGGUUUUCUAUUGUCUGCAUUUGACACAUCUGGUGCGUUCCAGCUGUGCAGCUCCAUAGUUGUUCAUGUGAAUCCACCUGGAAUGCCUUUGACGCUUGCAUAUAAAUGAGCUAAGCAAAUUUUCAAAGUCUGAGAGCUUUUGGACAGGCGAUCCAGACAGUGGUGCCUGAGCCCCUUCGUUUGAUUUGGUGUAAAGCCAUAGCUAGUUGAUGCUAUGAAUUACGCCCAUGAGCCUGGCGCCUUCAAACACAUUUAAAUUAUAAUGGUCAAACUAAAUUAUUCCUGUCUCCCAAGCUGUACAGUCACCUUCCAUACCAUGAUGAGAACUAAGCUCUACCCUAUUUGUCAUCCUUCGCUCACUCCUGGAAAUUCUGCCCUAACACUCUGAGAUACUAGUAUUGUUUGUGCAGACCUACAUGAAAUCAUGCCUGUGUGGUGGUGUGGUUCCAAGUGACUCUAGAACAAGGCCUGACACUUAACCUUCCCUCACCUUCCCUGUCUCCCUCACUCCAUACUCGAAGGCCCAUUAACUGUUGUUUUCCAACCAAAGUUAUUUUCAAUUGUAUUCGAAUCACACCAGCUUGUAUGUGUAGCUUUAGCCCAGUGAUAGUGCCUGCUUGUUGCGUUUGACUUGUUGGACACAAAGACUAUGAAAUCCCGGUUUGGGGUGGUAUAGCUCUAAUAUGCACUUUUUCUAUAUUUAUGAAGUGGGAUGUCACCAAAUGUUUAUAACAGAUGUGGGGGAGGAUCAUUCUGGUGAUAAAUGAAAACCAAAUGUCUUUCAGAAUAAAGAUGUUCUGGAUGUUACAAUAA